GGUGUUACUUAAUUUUCUCCUUGGAAAACAACUAAGAUUAGAUAAAAGAUAAGAUUGAAUAGAUGAUAAGAUUAGGCAGAUUGUGAUGCCAUCAGCUAUAUUUCAUAUAUUAAUGAUCCUUUGCUCUCUUAUUUUCUCCUCCAGGAUCUAUCCGCGAGUGCAGAACGAGGCAUAUACGUAGAAGGGACAGAUUCGCGAUUCCCGGCGAAGUGAGGAAAACGAUCCAGGGAGGAGUCACCCUUCACCGCUGGAUGCGAGUGUCACUCUCUCUUAUCUGCCAGACAACGCUAUCCACGACCUUGCAAACUCAUGUAAGGAGCAACCGAAUAAAUUUCUCCUCUGGUACAGUUUAUUUGAAAUCCUGCUGGUAGACCUGGAAAGUUUUGUUUGCUCUGCGCGCGGGAGGGACGAGGUUGAGCCGGAAGAAGAAGAAUGGACGAUCAAAAGUACCCAACACCGCUACCCUCGCUACCCCCAUAUUCUCCCCCGGGGGUGGGAAUGCAACCGUCGGUCGCAACAGCACCACUGCAACCGAAUAUGCCAGUACCAGCUGGCUGGCUGCCGCCGAGUACGACAUAUCUACCCGGUUUGCAAUACCUUAUGGAGCUUGAUUACCUUUUCGUGAACCAGAAAAUUGAGUUGCUUCAAGUUUUUACUGGGUGGGAAACUAAGAAUAGGUACGCUGUUACGGAUAUCCGUGGUGAAACAGUGUUUUACGUGGCCGAAGAAUCGAGCAUCUGUUGGCGAUUAUGCUUGGGCAAGUAUCGUUCUUGCGAAUUCAGUGUCUACGAUCGAGAUCGGCGAGAGAUCCUGCGUAUGAUUCGUCCUUUCAGAUGCGACAGUUGCUGCUGUCCCUGCUAUCUGCAGAUUUUAGAGGUUUAUUCUGGAAAUACUCUACUAGGCAGCGUUACUCAAGAAUGGAGUCUCUGGCGACCAAUAUUCUAUAUUCGCGAUGCAUCCGGCCAGCCAGUGUUAAUGAUAAAGGGACCAAUCAUUCGUUUCUGUAUUGAAGUAAAUUUUAAGGUCAAAUCCAUAGAUGAUAAGCAUCGUGUCGGCAUGAUCCAGAAGCAAUGGAGUGGUUUUGGUCGAGAAUUUUUUACCGUUUCCGAUAAUUUUGGCAUUAAUUUCCCGCGCGAUCUCGAUGUAAAGAUAAAAGCCCUACUGUUGGGAGCGUCUCUUCUUGUAGAUUUCAUGUACUUCGAACAAGAGAAUUGAUCCAUUCAUUUUAAUAUUUAAUUCAAGAAAAUUGAAACGCAAAUGGCCUGUACAAGCUUAUAAAAGAGCUUAUUUUACGCGCAAUGUAAAUGAAAAUGAGACUCAAAGACACGCACUCAGGAUAAAAUCUUACUAAUUGUGAGAUUAUCCACAUAAACGUAUCGCUAUUCUAUUCUUUAAAUACUUUACAAAUAGUCUUUGCUUUUUGAUAGUCCAUGAUUUUUAUAUAUAACGAGAAUAUGUAAAUACAUUAAGCGAAUACAUUAUACACUUGUAAAAAUAUGAUGAAACUUACAUUUGUUACUGAAAGCACAGAAAUUUUGAGAAGCUCUCUAUUUUUUAUAAACAUUGUGAUAAUCAUUUAUAUCUGCUUAAAUGAUAUUCAUUGCUUCACAAUAUAUCUUUCUUUGCUCUAAAUUGUCUUCCGAAUAUUAAAUGAUAGAUAGUAUAAAUUACUAUUUUUUCAUACUUAUCUCUCGCACACACAAUCAAAUGUUUACUCAAAUAUAAUAAAAUUGGAUUCAUUUGUUGAAUGCAAUUUUAGUUUGUGUAAAUAGUUUGUUGCUAUCUAAACUGUAAUAUUUAUUAAUACAAAUAUAAUUAUUUUUAUUAAAAUUUUAUAUAAUGCAGAGUUAAUAUAUAGAGCAGCGCAGAGAGCAAAUGUUCAAUAUUAUAAGUUAAU
This is a messenger RNA of Camponotus floridanus (Florida carpenter ant), 1897 nucleotides long. RefSeq names its product phospholipid scramblase 1. NCBI's taxonomy places the organism in Eukaryota, Metazoa, Arthropoda, Insecta, Hymenoptera, Formicidae. The record is from RefSeq and is a predicted model, not a curated record. Gene Ontology annotation, biological process: plasma membrane phospholipid scrambling. The transcript is spliced from 7 exons. Gene Ontology annotation, cellular component: plasma membrane. Gene Ontology annotation, molecular function: phospholipid scramblase activity. The coding region runs from base 433 to 1215 and encodes 260 amino acids.